Molecule: messenger RNA, 1623 nt
Organism: Apis cerana (Asiatic honeybee)
Lineage: Eukaryota; Metazoa; Arthropoda; Insecta; Hymenoptera; Apidae
Product: protein Cep78 homolog
Biological process (GO): cilium organization
Cellular component (GO): centrosome; ciliary basal body
Molecular function (GO): protein binding
Source: RefSeq, a predicted model, not a curated record
AUGAUGAGGAGCGAUUUGGAGGAGUAUAUGGAGCAGAAAGGAUUGCAUGAAUUAAAGGAAGAGACAGGAGGAUGGAACGAUAACGAAAGGAAAGGCCCGAAUGUCCCAAAUAAUAGACUGUCACACUUGACAGAGAAAAUUAAAAAAGAAAAGCAGAAAGAAUAUAAAAACCCUAGACCGGCAUUUGAUGUCACGUCCAGGCGAUGCAAGGCAAAGAAUCAAGUAAGGCCAAUCAUCUACACGAAUUUCCUGUUGCGCUGUCUCAUCGAUUCCAUCGCCGUUUGCUUGAGAGAUUCACCAGCCAUAACCUCUAUCACUAUUGAUGGAAUUCCUCUGACGCUGAAGUACCUGAAUAUCCUGUGUUCCGGUUUGAAGACCAAUGAAAAGCUGAUAAGUUUAUCUCUGAAGAAAUGUUACAUAGGAGAUUUCGGCUGUGACCUAUUGUUGAACUGUUUGAAAAAUAAUCCAAAGCUCUCUGUCUUAAAUUUAUCAUCUUGUAAGUUAUCAAGUAGAAGUGCUAUGAGUCUAUCAUUGUUCUUAAAAAGGAGAAAGGCUGAUCUGUUACAAAAUAUUUGGGAACAAUCCUCUGAAGAAAAUACUGAAAAGUUACAAGGAUUGCACACAUUGAUCCUAAAUCAGAAUCCAAAAAUUGAAGAUACUGGUCUGAAACAGAUAAUUUAUGCGUUAAAAAAUGACGUCUGGUUGAAAACAUUAAGUUUAAAACGCUGUGGGAUCAGUAAAUUGGGAGCAGAAAUGAUGAUUAGAUUAUUGCAAUCAAAUAAUAGAAUUAUGAGGCUAGAUCUAACAAAAAAUCAUAUACCUAUUAAUACUCUUCAAAUAAUGUUGAGCAUAUUGAAGAAAAGACAAGAAAUAUCUGAAAAAACUGUAUUGAAUAAACAAUUCUGUUUAAAUUGGAGAAAAAAUGUAAAGAAUGAAAUUAUUAAAUUUGCAAAAAGACAUAGAAAAUAUUCGAAAAGUCGAAUAGAACGGCCUAGGAAAUCUUCAUUACAAAAACAUUAUUGGAAAAAGAGUCAAAGGUUUGAGAGAUUUAUUCGAGAAAAACAGGUGAAAGGAAUUACAAAAGAAGAUUAUUAUAGAAGAAAGAAAAUUAAUGAUUUGGAAUUACAAUUAUUAAAUUUAAUUGAGUCUAAUUCUAAAUUAAAAGAGGAACUUUCGAGCAAUAAAGCGUUAUUGAAUUCAGAAGUACAGCAAAGAUCGAAAAUAGAGAAUGAAUUGCAAAGAAUAUCGUUUCGAUUAAAUGAUCUAAAAAGUAAAGUUUUUAUGCUAAAUUGUAUUUCCUCUAAAGCAUGUAAUGAAAGUCAAUUAUUGACGGGUUUUAAAUAUAUUUUCGAAAAAUUGGAAUCAUUUUCGAUGUUAAAGCAAAAUGUAUCUGUAAACGAAGAAGUUGAUUUAGAAACUGUAGAACCAUUGUGGUCAUCACCGUUGGCAGAACAAAUGGAAAACUGUGUUUUGAAUUGCUCGCAGUGGAAACCUUAUUUUAUUUCCCAUUGAAAAUAUAAUACUGUGAAUUUUAUUUAAUAAUUUUUCUAGAUGUAUAAUGUAAAUAAGAUACGAAUUUUAUACUGAUGUAUAUUUUAAUAAAAAAUAUUUCAAUUUUAAUAA